Molecule: messenger RNA, 777 nt
Organism: Prunus persica (peach)
Lineage: Eukaryota; Viridiplantae; Streptophyta; Magnoliopsida; Rosales; Rosaceae
Exons: 1
Coding region: 1-777 (258 amino acids)
Biological process (GO): DNA integration
Molecular function (GO): nucleic acid binding
Source: RefSeq, a predicted model, not a curated record
AUGACGAACGAUGCGUACAACUUUGUGAAAAAGUGCCACACAUGCCAAGUCCACGCCAAUUUAAGUCACAAGCCUCCCACCCUGCUGCAAGAUAUGCGCACUCCUUGGCCUUUUCACACUUGGGGGCUUGACUUCAUCGGGACUAUCCAUCCACCAUCCGAAGGCUAUAUAUGGAUCCUCACAGCCACUGAAUAUUUCACAAAGUGGGUUGAGGCGGUUCCUCUUCGGAAGGCCACGAGGGCUGCUAUUGCAAACUUCAUUCGUGAAUAUAUUGUAUGCAGAUUUGGAAUCUCGUAUAAGAUUGUCACCAACAAUGGCACCCCGUUUGUCAAUAAGCAAGUAGGCUCGACGCUUAGUGGCUAUGGUAUCAAGCAUCGCCACUCCACGCCUUAUUACCCACAAGGAAAUGGUCAAGCAGAGGCCAUAAACAAAACCUUAUUGAGGAUCCUAAGCAAAAUGGUCUAUGAGUAUGAAGGAGGUUGGAGUGUUCACCUGCCGGAUGCCUUAUGGGCUUACUGCACCUCUCCAAAAAGUGCCACAGGUUUCUCGCCUUAUUUGCUUGUGUAUGGGUCUAAUGCCAUUUCACCAGUAGAGAUUACCAUCCCCACUGCCAGAGUAUCAGCCGUUAACGACCUCGAAUGGGAGACAAAGUCAUGCUCGGAUUGGCGCCUUCUGGACCUCGAAGCUUUGGAUGAAAAAAGAGCGGAAGCCGAGAGGAGGAUAGCGUUGUACCAUAAAAAUGUUGCCCAAGCCUAUAACAAGACAGUCAAGCCUUGA